GUCAGAGAGUGUGACGGGAAAAUUAGAUUUUCCGUUCACGGAAGUAUUUGAACCGCUUUUCCACGGCAAUAAAUGACCUAAAUAUUCCUAUGGCAGUAUCAUAUGUAAUCUCAUCAUAGCUGUUAUAUCUCCGGUUGUACACGGUCUGUCAACGACAAACAAACUGGGACAGAGUUUCACAUCCGACAGAAGAGCCUCAGCAGGUAAUAUUCUGUUGCGCACUAUUUGGACUACCUGGGCCUACCAUGUUUUCACACUGGACGAACUCCAUGAAAGCUGCUUUUACAGGAAACCCAAAAUCAGCCAUUUCCAGCGCAAGCACAGAUUUUGCUUUGGAGCUGCUCCGCACUCUGAGCCAAGACAACCCCGAUGGAAACAUUUUUUUCUCCCCGCUGAACAUUAGCUUUUCUCUGGCGAUGGUUUAUCUGGGAGCUAAAGGAAACACUGCUGCUCAGAUGGCACAGGUCCUCUCAUUUAGCUCAGCUGAAGACAUCCAUGCAGAAUUUGAGAAACUAAACCACAUAAUUCACAUGAAAUCUGGAUCAUACACCCUGAAACUAGCCAGUCGUCUUUACGGAGAAACUACCUCCAACUUCCUCUCUGAAUUCCUUGAAGCCACACAGAAGUACUACAACGCAGAGCUGAAGGCUGUUGAUUUCAUUGGAGCUCCAGAAGCCUGCAGAGCGGAGAUCAACACCUGGGUCGAAGAGCAGACAGAAAAAAAGAUAAAGGACCUUCUGCAGCCGGGUGCUGUCAAUACCAUGACAAGACUGGCUCUUGUCAGCGCCAUCUACUUCAAAGGGAAUUGGAUGCACCCGUUUUGCGAAGAAGAUACCAGAGAAAGCGACUUUGAGGUCAAUCAGAAUGAAACCAGACGAGUCGAGAUGAUGUUCAUGGAGAAAAAGAUGCCCUACACCCGCAUCUCUAAGCAUGGUCUGCAGAUCCUGGAGCUGCCGUACAAGGACAAGGAGCUCAGCAUGGUCAUCCUGCUGCCUCAGAAAUCCACUGAUGGCUCUGAUCCUCUUCACAAGCUUCAGAGCAUGCUUACUCAGGAACAACUGGAAAAAUGGACCAGUAGGAGAAACAUGAGCACCACAACCAAAAUCUCCAUAACGGUGCCGAAGUUCAAGUUCGAGAUGAGCUACGACAUGAUUAUGCCCCUGGCUAAAAUGGGUAUGACGGAUGUUUUCUGUGAGGAAAAGGCCGAUCUGUCAAGGAUGAAUGGGAAAAAGGGACUCUUCCUGUCUACGAUGACACACAGGGCCUUUGUGGAUGUGAACGAGAAAGGUACAGAAGCAGCUGCAUCUGUGGCCAUGACCAAGACUUGGGGUCUUCUGGAUGAGAUGAUAUACUUCACAGCCAACCGUCCCUUCCUCUUCUUCAUCAGGCACAAUAAGACCAAGUCUAUCCUCUUUCUUGGCAGAUUCUCAUCUCCAUAAAUGUAAAGAUUCCUUAUUGCAACACUUUGUAGGAAAUCUGACUUGCCCCCCCCCCCCCCCCCUUAAAACCAUUAACAAAUGUAGCAGCUUUUCCACAGGCAUACACAUCCACAUAGCGAGACCACCACAGGAAACAUCAAGAAAUAUACAUAAAAACAUAAUCACCAAAACAUACCAUAUCAUUAAACAAUUAAACAGAGGUUAGAGAGGCAGAUGUCAGAAUGGUUUAAAUAAUAAAGCAAACAUUAA
Molecule: messenger RNA, 1688 nt
Organism: Sphaeramia orbicularis (orbiculate cardinalfish)
Lineage: Eukaryota; Metazoa; Chordata; Actinopteri; Kurtiformes; Apogonidae
Product: leukocyte elastase inhibitor-like
Exons: 8
Coding region: 246-1439 (397 amino acids)
Biological process (GO): negative regulation of endopeptidase activity
Molecular function (GO): serine-type endopeptidase inhibitor activity
Source: RefSeq, a predicted model, not a curated record